Molecule: messenger RNA, 5023 nt
Organism: Bradysia coprophila
Lineage: Eukaryota; Metazoa; Arthropoda; Insecta; Diptera; Sciaridae
Gene: Trpgamma
Product: Transient receptor potential cation channel gamma
Biological process (GO): calcium ion transmembrane transport; regulation of cytosolic calcium ion concentration
Cellular component (GO): plasma membrane; cation channel complex
Molecular function (GO): inositol 1,4,5 trisphosphate binding; store-operated calcium channel activity; protein binding
Source: RefSeq, a predicted model, not a curated record
UCGUAGAUGCUAAAUUCGGCCAUUAUUUGUGAAAUUCAAUAUUCCUGUGUACACGCCGUUGAAUUUAAAGCUAAUCAUCAUAAUAUUGUACACAUAAACAAAAAGUUUUCUUCGAACAAAAAAUCAAAUAAAAGCAAAACAGAAAUAUAUACCGAAACGGGCUACUCAACACAUACACACACACACUAAUAACUUACGUUACAUUUAUUAAGUGGUGUUUUCCGCUAAGUGGCUUAGCAUUUUAGAGGUCUGUUUAAUUCGUUGUAAUCACAACUGUUAGAAAAGGCACGUACUCGACAUAAAAUGCACUUAACUAUAUAAAAUACGACACGUUCAGUGAUGAGUUGAAUAUAUUCAUGUGUGUGUGGUUUCUGUGGAAGCAUUUAACGUAUAUAUCUAUGUAUACAAUAUGAUCAUGAUGAUGGUGUAACAAGACGUUUUACUUGUCGAAUGGAAAACUGAAUAGAAAAUCUCUUUGUUAUUUUGAGUAACAAAUUUAGUUUUAUUGUUUUUCCAUUGGAGCGACAAGACGAGACAUCAGGUAAUCGUAAUCGCCUUCCCAUUGGACACCGUCCAAUAGACUUUCAACUACUAUCUCAAAGUCGAACAACUGGAGUCGCUUCGUCGUCAGUCCCGCUUAAUAGCGGCGCAGCGAGAACGAAAAUUUUCGCAAUGGAAAUUAGACGGUCAAGAGCCGGUCGGAGUAUUUACACCUCAUUGGUCUUUUCAAAAGUAUAUUCGUCAAUGUUUCGUUGAAUUGUAUGCGGGGAUCUAAUAGUAUCCCAUAGAGCGAAGAAGAUACGUUACCGAAGGAUCUUGAGCAGGGUGCAUUUGUGAAUAAACCGAAAAAGGAUGAUUGUAAGAGACGACCAUCGCUGGCCCAAAAAAUGACGUCCAAUUUAAGACGCUUCUCGGGUGCUCAGAAUGCUGAGCACAAAAUUGAUAUAUCCGAGCCAAGUCCGACGAACAAUCCGAAAUUUUACCAUAAAAAGAUUAAAAGACACAGUAUUCACGGCAUGAUGGAGGAGGAAAAUGUUAUUCGACCGCAUCAAGAAAUACAAGCGUUGAGCAUCGACGAAAAGAAAUUUUUGCUGGCUGUUGAACGCGGUGAUGUGGCUGGUACCAGAAGGAUACUGAAAGAUGCUAUCGAAACUGAGUACAUAAACAUUAACUGCGUUGAUCCGUUGGGUCGCUCGGCAUUGUUGAUGGCCAUCGAUAAUGAAAACUUAGAAAUGGUUGAACUACUCAUUAAUUUUAGCGUUGACACCAAAGACGCAUUGCUACAUGCCAUUUCUGAGGAAUUUGUGGAAGCCGUCGAAAUGCUGCUGGAUCAUGAAGACAACACUCAUAGUAAAGAAGGUCAUCAUAGCUGGGAAUCGUUACCAUUGGAAACAGCAACAUUUACAUCAGACAUCAGUCCUCUAAUUUUAGCCGCACAUCGUGAUAAUUAUGAAAUAAUAAAAAUUUUAUUAGAUCGAGGUUCAACGCUACCAAUGCCACAUGAUGUUAGAUGUGGUUGCGAUGAAUGUGUUAUAUCAAGACUGGACGACUCGUUGCGACAUUCGCGGUCUAGAAUAAAUGCGUAUCGAGCUUUAGCUAGUCCUAGUUUAAUUGCAUUAUCAUCGAAGGAUCCAAUAUUAACGGCUUUCGAACUAUCGUGGGAACUCAGACGCCUCAGCUUUCUAGAACACGAAUUUAAGAACGAAUAUCAAGAACUACGGCGUCAGUGUCAGGAUUUUGCAACAGCCCUUCUGGACCAUACAAGAACGUCAAACGAACUGGAAGUGAUGCUAAAUCAUGAUCCAACCGGUCCAAUGUACGAACACGGUGAACGAAUGCAUUUAAACCGUUUGAAAUUAGCUAUCAAACUGCGACAGAAGAAGUUCGUAGCUCAUCCUAAUGUACAACAAUUAUUGGCGAGUAUAUGGUACGAAGGUUUGCCCGGAUUUCGGCGGAAAAACAUGGCAUUACAGGCGUUAGAAAUUGUUCGCAUCGGUAUGCUAUUCCCGCUGUUCUCUAUAACCUACAUUCUAGCACCCCAAUCGCGAUUUGGUCAGACGAUGCGAAAACCGUUUAUAAAAUUUAUUUGUCAUAGCGCCUCGUAUUUUACAUUCCUUUUUCUAUUAAUGUUAGCAUCGCAACGAAUCGAGUCGGUAGUUAGCGGCUGGUUUUCCGGUGCUACUCAGGUAGUCCAAUUAGAAGCACCAACAAAACGGGGCGCAACACCAACGGCAGUGGAAUGGCUGAUAUUGGCUUGGGUUAGUGGGCUGAUUUGGAGUGAAGUGAAACAGCUAUGGGACAUUGGACUACAUGAAUACGUUAACGACAUGUGGAAUGUUAUAGAUUUCGUAACAAAUUCAUUGUAUGUUGCAACAGUAGCGCUGCGAGUUGUCUCAUACUUUCAAGUUGUUCAAGGACAAGACGAGGCAGUGAUUAAGCAUGCGGCGGAUUUGCCGCGUGAAAAAUGGGACACAUGGGAUCCAAUGUUGAUAUCGGAGGGCUUGUUCAGUGCUGCAAACAUAUUCAGUUCGUUGAAGUUGGUUUACAUUUUUUCGGUUAAUCCACAUUUGGGACCACUGCAGGUGUCACUGUCCCGCAUGGUCAUGGAUAUUAUGAAAUUUUUCUUUUUAUACGUACUGGUAUUAUUCGCCUUUAGCAGCGGCUUAAAUCAAUUAUUAUGGUAUUAUGCUGAUUUGGAAAAAAAGAAAUGUCCAGAAAUGUCACCCAAUUAUUCUCCAAGCCAAAAUGCAUCAACCGACCAUAACGCUUGCAUUGUAUGGAGACGAUUUGCAAAUCUGUUCGAAACAACUCAAACGUUGUUCUGGGCCGUUUUCGGAUUGGUCGAUUUAGAUAGUUUCGAAUUGGAUGGCAUCAAAAUAUUCACUCGUUUCUGGGGCAUGCUGAUGUUUGGAACGUAUUCGGUUAUAAAUAUUGUCGUGCUACUGAACUUGCUGAUUGCCAUGAUGAAUCACUCCUACCAGUUGAUAUCGGAACGUGCCGACGUUGAGUGGAAAUUUGCUCGGUCCAGAUUGUGGAUAAGCUAUUUUGAAGAAGGUGGGACAUGUCCGCCGCCAUUUAAUAUAAUACCGGCACCGAAAUCAAUAUGGUACAUAAUACAAUGGAUGAAGAAAUCCUUUUUCGGUCGUUCAAAAACAAUCAAAAAGGAGCACAUGAAAACGAUAAGGCGAAAAGCAAAACAGGCAAAUGAGCGAGAAUUCAAGUAUCAGCAAAUAAUGCGAAAUCUAGUCCGCCGCUAUGUAACAGUGGAGCAACGCAAGGCCGAAUCUCAAGGUGUUACGGAAGAUGAUGUCAAUGAAAUUAAGCAAGACAUCUCUGCGUUCCGUUGCGAAUUGGUAGAGAUAUUGAAAGGUAGUGGAAUGAACACAAGUACUGCUUCAGGUCAAGGAGCUGGCGGCAAGAAAAACCGUCAAAAAGAACGGCGCCUUAUGAAAGGUUUUAAUUUAGCUCCACCACCCGGAACAGGUAUGACAACAUUACCUCCAGUCGCUGAAUUUAUUCCAUCAUUUCCACCAAAUUCAGAUACCCAAGACUUCUACGGGUCAACAUUUUCGGGUAUAAAUAGUUCAAGCAUAACCCCACGUAGAAAUCAUUUGUAUACAAUGUCACAAUUUUCGUCUUCACAAGAUAGUGAAUCAUUCGGUCCAAUUGGAAAAUUAGGCAAACUUAGUUCAAAAUUACGUCAUAAUAAUAGUGCAUCACAUAAACGCAAAUGGGGCAAUCAUAAUUUAGGCACAUUAAUUUCCAAUGCUGCGCGAUCAGGAACGGGAAGUGUUUCACGUUUCAUUGGCCGAUCGCGUUCCGAAGAUUCGGUGUGCAACAAUGUACCGAACAGUAACAACAUUCGAGAAUCCGUCAGCCGUAGCAAUAGUCCGGGGUCGGAUGAAGGAGUCACAGCUUCGCCGACCGAUUCGAAUCCCAGCAUGGAUAAGCCAGACGUUACGUCUGCUGCCACGAAAGCUAAGAGCAAGGAUCAUCAUACUCAUUUAUACGGUUUCGGUGCUCUGGCAGCAUUAAAACGAAAGCGAAAAAAAUUCUCACGUAGCCGAAACACGAGUCCAAUUCAAGAACCGCCACAUAGUCAGGAAGCUGAUUCGGCAUCAGCUAUUUUACAACGUGCAUCCAGCGUUCCGUCACGUGUUGCCUUAGAUCCGAAAGCUGCAAAUAAUGCAUCUUCAUGUACAACAAAUCAACAGGACCAACCUAGCCAACAGGAAUCAAUCGAUACGACAACCAUACAGUCCGGCCUGUCACAGUCGACAACUGACGAAAGUGUUAAGGCGACCACAUCCAAUGAUCCAAUUGUGUUGCGUCAGACUGUCACAACGCCUGAAGUGCUACCACACCUGCCCAACAUUACGCCUGUUCGUGGUCACAACUAUCAGGGAUGGCUUUAGGCGACAAAAUUUUUAGUUUCCAAUUUUCCAAACUUUUUUUUUGGGUUGUUUAGACUUUUAUUUAUGGAAAACAUUUAAGGGAAAAGUUGAAAAUUUAUAAUAAUUGAAGUGGUAAGGGGGAAAGCGCCGUAAACACGUUCACACACAAACGAGAAAUUUUUAGUGUUUUAUCUGAGAAAUUAGCUGAAAAUAAAUGAAAUUUAAAUAAAUAAAAAAAAAAUCUAUUUUAAUGCAGCGCUGAGAUGGGUAUAUUUUACUUAGAACGAUUGAUAUAUUAAAUGGCUUUAAAAACAGAACAAACGAAACAUUAAUUUUUUUGUGGAAAAUAUGACGAACAUUUUAAUGAAAUAGAGGAAAUUUAUAGUGAAAAGAGAAAUGAGGACGGGAAAAACGAUUUUUGAAAAACUAAAAAAGAAAAGAUUUUUAGAGGAAAAUAAAUUAGCUUCGAUUCAAGUGAAGAGAAUAUUACUGUUUACAGAAAUAUAAAUAACAUUAGUUAACAUGAGUACCAUACACACAUUAUAUAUAGUUUAUUCGAGUAAAUGUUAACUACCAUAUCUUAUUAUUAAAUUGAUGAUGGAAUGACGAUGAAGAGAAUGUCUCACUCU